Molecule: messenger RNA, 1337 nt
Organism: Corylus avellana
Lineage: Eukaryota; Viridiplantae; Streptophyta; Magnoliopsida; Fagales; Betulaceae
Product: vacuolar protein sorting-associated protein 9A
Biological process (GO): vesicle-mediated transport
Cellular component (GO): endocytic vesicle; cytosol
Molecular function (GO): guanyl-nucleotide exchange factor activity; small GTPase binding
Source: RefSeq, a predicted model, not a curated record
UCUAAUUGCAGAGUUGAGUUGUUGUGGCCCUGUGGCCCGUGGGGGUAAACUCCGUGUCUUUGAAUUUUCAGUCUUCAGUCGGAGAGGAUGAGCGAAUAGGAAGGGGAUCAUAUUCUGAUAUUCAUGCUUCUCUGGAAGUAAAAGCUUCAAAAAUCCUCAUCAAUGGAGGCUCCGGCCGCUGCAGCAUCGCCGUCGGUAACAUUCUACGAUUUUCUGGAUCGAAUGCGUAACCCCGCCUCCCUCGAUCUCGUCCGAUCCAUCAAAAGCUUCAUAGUAUCGUUUUCGUUUUACACGGCCAACCCUGAGAAUGAUGGCAAAAGGGUGCAAGAGUUCUUCUUGACAAUGGAGGCUGCUAUUAGGGAACAUUCUUUGUGGGCAGGUGCUACCGAUGAAGAAAUUGACUCUGCAUUGGAGGGUCUGGAGAAAUAUGUGAUGACAAAGUUGUUCUCGCGGACAUUUGCUUCUGUUCCAGAGGAUUCCAAGAUUGAUCGUGAAAUCUCGGAGAAGAUUGGCUUGUUGCAAACCUUCUUGAAGCCGGAGCAUUUAGAUAUACCGGCAGUACUUCGCAACGAAGCUUCGUGGCUGCUUGCAGAGAAAGAAUUGCAGAAAAUCAACUCUUUCAAAGCUCCUCGUGAGAAGCUUUUGUGUAUCAUGAGUUGUUGUAGGGUCAUCAACAAUUUGUUGCUCAAUGCAUCGAUGUCAGAAAAUCAUGUACUAGCAGGGCUUGAUGACUUUCUUCCUGUCCUUAUAUAUGUUACGAUCAAGGCCAAUCCUCCACAGUUGCACUCUAACCUCAAAUUCAUCCAAUUGUACCGGAGGCAGGCCAAACUUGUCUCAGAAGCAGCUUAUUAUUUUACCAAUCUUGUGUCAGCCAAGACAUUUGUUGUUGAUUUAAGUGCUAAAUCUCUUUCGAUGGAUGAAAUGAAAUUUGAGGAGAGCAUGCAAGCAGCAAGAUUAACCAAUAAAGCAACACAAAUAGAAGCCUCACCCACAUUGCAAGGUCAAACAAUUCCUAUUCCUCCAACAGCAAUGCACGAUAAAAAUAAAGAUAUAAGUGCAGAUAUGCAAAUGCCUUCGAUUGCAAUAGGUGGAUCAAAUUAUCCUUACAUGGACACACAGGCCGGUGAAUUGACAGUCGGAGAUGUGGAGAGAUUGCUGGGUCUGUACAAGGAUGUAGUCACAAAGUAUAGGAAUCUGUGCACGGCUGUUAGACAGAACCACAUCUCUGUGUCCAAGACAGAACAACCUGUUCCUCAUUCUGAAGGAACGAGUUUUUUGCCUAAACAGCCAGAAGGAAUAAAUACAAAAAUUGAUAUUCAAAGAGAAGACUAACAAGG